GAGUAUUAAACAGGAAGUAAUGUCUGUAAACAAAAAGAAGAGAAAAACCUGGAUUUAUGUAAACCUGUAUUAGGCGGCCGUGUGUUCUUCUUUAAAACGGCAGAAAUAUAGGUGCACCUAAUUGAUUUUAGCAACCUAUGUAUGCGUCUAUUUAUUUCCUUAUUUAUUUUUACCGCUCGACGCUAAAUGUUCACCUCCAAAGAAGGACGAUGAAAGCUCCGGUUCCGUGUUGAAGACUCUUCCAGCACGAUCAUGAAAGAUCGGAUAAUUUCGGGUCUCAUUUUCACCGUUUUCAUAACCAAUUGCGCUGCUAAUGAUUUAACAUAUGUCUCAGAAUAUUCCUCUGUGGUGCCUCAGAAGCUUGACUUCUACAGUUGGUAUGGGAAUGUACGACUGGCCCUCUUUAAAGUGCCUGAAGAUACGGUACUAGUCCGAUGGUUGUUAACUGUUAGUCAAAGAGGUGACUCAGACUGUGGAAACACUAACAUAACCAUCCAUAUUCGAGCAGGAGCUCCUCCUGUAAUUAAUCCAUUACAAACUGAGUUUCCUACGCAUACAGCAUUCGUUAUAGCAUACAAUCUAACCUUAACAUUAAAUUCAAAUGGCCAAAACCUGACAUUUUUAAAUUUGACCAAUCCUGUGGCGGGAGAUUGGUUCAUGGCUGCACAUCUUCCCAAACAUGAUGGCAAAAUUGAGCAGAAGGGUUUCUCCUCACAAUGCUUAUACCUUUUUCAGUCUCAGAUGUUUGUGAGAAAAGUAAUUGAUAUACCUAUAUUAGUACCUGGAGUUGCAGUGCAGAAUGCUGUCUCUUCAUCUGAUAGACCAGCGUUGUUUAAGAUUUAUAUUCCAGAUUACACCGUGGAUUUGUCUGUUCAACUCACAAAUUGCACACAGUGGACUGCAGGGGGAUGUCCAGUUCUGCUGACUGUUGGAUCAGCUACACUUCUCCCAGGUUCCACUAAAACCCUCAACUGUUCUUGGAGUACCAAUUGCACAGCUGACCUCCAGUUCCUGCCAUGGCAGAACUGGGUACGAGUUACAGUGGAAAGUAUAAAUGCCAACAUGCCUGUUUCCUUCCAAAUUAAAGCUGAUCUCACAGUGGGAUGCAAACCUCAUACUGCAGGAUUGUUUGGUGGCUUUUUUACCAACUUUAAUGGCAAUAAUACUAAUCAGUCAGCAGUAAAUGUUAAUACCUCAUUACCUGUGGAUAACCUCACUUUACUGAAUGACACUAACAAGGUGAAAUUAGAUAACAAGACAAUAAACACAAUCCUGCCUACAACGUGUUUGCUCAGCCAGUCAAUGUUUCGAGAAGACCUUGAUGUUGUUUCUGCACGUUUUGCUGUCAUCACUAAACCAAACUUUACAAUUUCCUCCAUUACUCCAGCAUUAUUUUCAUUAAAUCUAAACAGAAUUGCAGACAGUGGUGGGACCCUCACUCUGGAACUAAGAUUAAACAAGACUUCUCUUACAAAUGAAAAUUCCACUAUUGUAGCUUGUUUAAAUGCUAGAUCUCCUAUCAUGACGAACAACGGAACUGAAACAUGUAGCACAGCAUUUUCUCAGGGUUAUUCUAUCAAACUGAACAUCACAUCCCCAGAAGCAACACUUUAUAUUCCCUUUCCAGAGUCUGCCUGGUGGUAUCUUUCUAUUCUUUUGGUCUGCCCUGAAAAUAUAAGUGAAUGUGGAGAAGUGUCUGGUACAGCUUUAGCAGCUGCUGAACUGAGAGCUUGCAUUAAUGACUGUGGUACAUAUGGAGAAUGUAGAAUGCUCCGGUCAUAUGGCUACCUCUAUGCUGCAUGUGUUUGCAAAGCAGGAUGGGGAGGAUGGAGUUGUACAGAUGAAACAACUGCACAGUCCUAUGGUCGUCAGUUACUUGCUGCCCUUUUAUUAACACUAAGUAAUCUACUGUUCAUUCCUCUCAUCGUAGUAGCUGUGUAUCGUCACUUCAUUGUGGAGGCAUCAGUGUAUACCUUUACAAUGUUUUUUUCUACGUUCUACCAUGCAUGUGACCAGCCUGGCAUCACAGUAAUGUGCAUCAUGGAGUAUGAUACACUUCAGUAUUGUGAUUUCCUUGGUUCUGUCUCAUCUAUUUGGGUAACCAUUCUCUGUAUGGCAAGAGUGAAGGAUAUACUUAAAUAUAUGCUGUUUAUGUUGGGAUGUUUGAUCAUCGCCAUGUCUAUGCAACUUGAUCGAAGAGGCUUAUGGAAUAUGUUGGGACCCUCUCUGUUUGCUCUUAUAACUAUGAUAGCAGCUUGGACAUAUCGUGGUGUCAAGCGGCGUCACUGCUAUCCAUCUUCAUGGAAGCGCUGGGUCUUUUUUCUCAUCCCUGGUUUAGGAACAGCAAUCAUUGGAUUGUGUGUAUAUGUAUUUGCAGAGACUGACGACAACUAUUACUACACACACAGCAUAUGGCACAUAAUGGUGGCUACCAGUGCAGCUUUUCUUCUCCCACCACGGGACAAACAUAGAAAACCAUGGGGCUUGUCCCAAAGGUUUUUCUGCAGAUCAGUUAUGCCCUUACCAACGUCCAGAUGACUAUUGAAAAGCCAGUUCCAUAGUACAGGUAUUUGCAUUUAUAUAUAGAUUUAUCUUGACUAAAUGUAGAUGGAUACAUUCAUCUGAAAACUAGUCUUACAAUUUUUUGUCUCUCGCGGCCAGCUGCUUAACAAACCUGAUUUGAUUCUUCCUACCAUACUGGCUGAGCAGCAGACCUGUAAGUAUGCUUUAGCUUUAACUGAAAAAAAAUUUAAUCAGGGUCAAAUUGCUUCCAUUAAACUAGUCUAUCUUGAUGAAUCACGCAUUGAAAACAAAUUAAAUUUGCUGUUUUUGUUGGUUACCUGAAAUGUCUGGGGAGAUCACUUUCACUCUCGCAGUGCUAUAUAUUUCAUGAUUCAUAGCCAAUACGAAAACAAAAGUGAAAUUCAAAUUUAUAUUAAAAUGACACCAGUUUUGAGUUUUUUGUUUCAAGAAGGAGAUUUGGUUUGCUUGGAAGGAUGCUUUAGAAAGACUGAAGUCUCACAUUAAAUUCGAUAGAUAAACUUAACAUGCAUAUAAUAACAUUGUAUUCAAGAAGUGUUCAUGUGAUUAUAAUAUCAAGCUGUUACAGUAAAAUUAAAGUUAAUACAACAUAAGCUGUCACCCUUGACCAUGAAGAACUUUACCUAUGUAGACCACAGAUUAAUUCUACAGCUAUCUUUUAAGGAAAACAUAAUCAAGAGUGUCCUCAACAGCUUGGUUUUGUUUUAACAUUUAAACACUUGACAUUGCUAAAGAUUAUGUUUGACAUAUUUUGAAGUUUAUGCACUUUAUCAAUAUUGCUGCUUAUGGGGUUAGAUAUGUAAAUUAUUUUUUCUUUAUCAAAAGUAUGCAAAUGUAAAGAAGUUAACAGUUCUAUUAAAUAUACAAAUUUUUUUGAUUAGUAUAAACAUUUUAUUACCUAUCUUUAAUAGAUAUUAUACUGUAGGAUAUAACAACACAUUAAAAAAAAUUAAUGAAAAUUUUAGGCUUUCCUAGCAGUUGAGGCCAAAAUAAGACUGGAAUAAUGUGGACAUUUACCCUAAAGCAUUAUUAUUAAAAUGUAGUUUAUUUUGUAUUAAAAUUUAAUCAGUAUGUUUUUGUGGAAAAUCUUUUAGAAGUGUAUUUUCUGCCAUGGGACAGUAUGGUAGAGUAAUACCUAGUCCAUUUAACAGGUAUGAAUGAAUGGGAAUGAAUUUGGGUUCAGUGCAUGUUUAUUUAUUUUUUAUUUCUCUUUUAUAAAUCAGUCCACGAUAUCUGAAUGUCAGAACACUGUUGAAACACCAAAGACCAAUAGGUCAGGAAUUCAUUAUUCUGUUAUACUGGUCUUAAAAAGUGGCCAGUGAACUCCUAUUACCUCUACUGUUGGUUUUAAAUCUAAAUAAGAUCUAGUCCUUUGUCUUAAACCAUACAGUUUGACAUUUCUAUGUGAUGUGUUAUAUUUUGCACCAUAGCUAUUUUGGCUAGCUAAAAUUAUGUUUUUAAACUGCUUUAAUUUUGAAAAGGCUGUAUAUAAUCUUUUGUAAAGCAGUAUAAACGUUUUAAGAUCUGUGCAAAACUCCUUGUAUGUAAUUUCACAAUUUUAUAUUUGUAUGGAUUAACAUAUACAUUUUUGCAGUUGCACUACUAUGUUUUUUCCCAAGGCAUGUAUAAAGAUAGGCAAUUUUAAAUUCUAACAUUUAGAUUACAAACCUUUUUCUUUAUCUAUUGACCUGGUUGACAGCAGCUUUUGAAUGUGGUAUAUCAAGAAAAUAUUUGCAAUGGUUAUUUGAGUGGUGCACUUAAAUUAAGCUCUUGUUAAAUAUACCAAAUAUAUUGUUAGAAAGGGUGACUCAGGUGUACUCUUGAGUCUUUUGUUAUUUUCUUAAUGUACAAAGCCAGAGCCUGCAACAGGCAGGGUAUCUUCAGAAUCUUAAUGUUGGACUGAAAUUGUGCAAAGGAUCAGCUGUAACAAGGCCUCCAGUAAUACUUGUUCCCCUGCUAAGGAGUCGAUUUACAUUACAAAAACAAAAGUAUCAGAAUGAUGCAGAUUAAAUUAUUUCAUAAUGAAGAAUGCAUCUAUGUUACAAAUGUUAUUUUGAGAUCAAAUUAUGCUCUGAAUAACUGCAUAGCCUGUCUGUACUCCCAGGAAACUAGACAUUGGCCAAUUGAAGAAAGAAGGUAUCUACUGUGUAACAAAUUUGAUCAAUUUAUUUCUGUGGCAUUAGGAUACUGCUGUAUUCAUAUUUACCUCCAUGGAAAAAAAGAUUUUUGUAUUUCAUGCACAGUCUGUAUCAGUAUACAGUAUAUAAAAUUGAAGUUUGAAAAUUAGCAAAGUAAUAUUUUUUAUGAAGUAAAAUAAUUUUAGAGCUUAUGUCAUAGAACAUUAUUUAGAUGUUUGAUAACCUUAAAUGUAUAUUAUAUUUUGAUGAUUUUUGUUUUACAUUUAGUUUUUGUGUUUAUCAUUUCUUAAUGUUUCUCUCAGUUACUUUUAGAAUCAUUAUUCUAAAAGAAGUGUCAAAUAUCUAAAUGAAAUGUUUGUGGUUUGUUGUCUCUAGAGUUUAUUAGUACACUUUAUUUGUAUGUGUCUUGCUAAGGUUGUAUGUGCUUUCCAGUGUCCUGCAAGGACUAUAGUUUAUCAUUGUAGAUUUAUUGGUCACGGUUUAGUUGUCCAUUAUAAGCAGCUAUUAACAGUCUACAUGUUGUACAACAUAUUAUAAUCCUUUUUAACAUAAAACAAUGAAAAAUGUCCGCAACCUAUUUCUUGAGCCUUUUUGCACUUAGUGAUAAUUUAUGUACCAUUAACAGUAUAGUUAAUAAAAAAAAUUAACAGUCUAUAAAAAAUAGAUACUUUUUUAAUAGAUGAUUUGUAAUGGAUACCUAAACUAAAGUGUGACCAAUUUGUUUUUCUUACGGUGAUUCAAAAAGAUGUACAAACAUUUACGUAACUAGUUGUUUCAACAUUAGUGUCAGUGAGGCAUACGGCAUUUUUUGUUCACACUAAAUUAAACUAGAUUUUUUUUCAGUUUUUUAACAAGUGUUUUAAAAUCUGUGUACAUCUUUUUGUGACACAUUAUAUUGUUGUUUGAUUUUUUUUUUGUUUCUUGUAACAAGAUGUAAACAUAAAAUACUAAAUUCAGUGAAACAUUUUAGAUUUUUUUGUAAUGUUUUCAGUUUCAGUAAACCACCUAAUUGCAAGAUGUUAUACUGUAUACUCAGUCUAAAUACUUCUCUGCACAUGCUACAUAUGCGGAAAACAUCUAAAACUGGUGCUGUAUUCUGUCGACUUGCUCAUGGAAAACUGUAUUUUCAUAGAUAAAUAAGCAAUAUUAUCAGUUGUGAUUGAUGCUGUUUAAACUAAUUGCAAUAUUGUAUAAUACAGAUUUAUUUGAUAAAACUUAGUUUAAGGUAAAUUGCCAUUUAAUUAUAUGAUUUGUGAAGAUGAUACAACUGCUAUUAUGCCAGAGUAUUUUUAAGUUAAGGACAGUUUUUGUAAUAUUUUUAUAAUAUGAAUAUGUUGAAGUUUAAUUAAUUUCUGUAUAUUUUGGUGGGGAAAAUUCACUUAAUAAUGGGUAAUAUAUUAUAAAUCAGUAGAAAAAAUAAAUAAUUUUUCAGA
This is a messenger RNA of Polypterus senegalus (gray bichir), 6112 nucleotides long. Its product is annotated as post-GPI attachment to proteins factor 6-like. The record is from RefSeq and is a predicted model, not a curated record. The transcript is spliced from 14 exons. Lineage: Eukaryota; Metazoa; Chordata; Cladistia; Polypteriformes; Polypteridae. Gene Ontology annotation, cellular component: plasma membrane. Bases 253 to 2538 code for a protein of 761 amino acids.